Molecule: messenger RNA, 1868 nt
Organism: Fopius arisanus
Lineage: Eukaryota; Metazoa; Arthropoda; Insecta; Hymenoptera; Braconidae
Gene: Task6
Product: TWIK-related acid-sensitive K[+] channel 6
Exons: 8
Coding region: 507-1610 (367 amino acids)
Biological process (GO): stabilization of membrane potential; potassium ion transmembrane transport
Cellular component (GO): plasma membrane
Molecular function (GO): potassium ion leak channel activity; outward rectifier potassium channel activity
Source: RefSeq, a predicted model, not a curated record
CCCGUGAAUGAGCGUGAUGGUGGGUGAUUUGUGAUUGUGUACUGUGGAAUUUUGAGUAUUACGAGGAGUUAGGAUGAUACUGCCAACGUGUACCGGUGGAUGCUGCCGCUCAUGUGCUAGUUUUUGGUGGAUACCAAAGGCGCGCUAGCCCAAGUAAUGGCGUCGACGUGGCGGUGGGAGCAGCGAAAGCACUGCCAUAUCAUUCAACUGAAGCCUUUGUCACUCACAAAGGAGAAUAAAAGAAAGACUGUAGAGAAACGAAAAGGACUAGGGUAUGUGCAAAAACGAGUGAUGAGCCUGAGGGACAGAAGUGGUGGAUGUCUGUAGCGACUGAAUCGAGUGGACAGCAUUGCUGAUGCCAGAGGACGAAAACUUUUAAAUCUGCUGAAUCGAAACGUUAAACAGGGGGAGGGCACAAUGGGCCCGGGAUCAUCGACGGUAUACCCCUGAGCGAUGCAAGUAGUUGGGGCUGUGGCCCUGCUAGUGAGCAUGUGGCUCACUAGAGAAUGAAGAAGCAAAACGUCCGGACCCUAUCGUUGAUCGUCUGCACGUUCACCUACCUCCUCGUUGGCGCUGCAAUAUUUGACGUCCUCGAGUCCGAGACGGAGAAACGGCGCAAGGAAGUGUUGGAUGACAUUGAACGAAUGAUCAUACGCAAAUACAACAUAAGCGAGGACGACUUCAAGAUUCUGGAGACUGUGGUGCUGAAGACGGAGCCCCACAAGGCAGGCCAACAGUGGAAAUUCGCUGGUGCAUUCUACUACGCAACAACGGUCCUCACAACAAUUGGUUACGGGCACUCGACGCCGAACACGAUAAGCGGCAAGCUGUUCACGAUGUUCUACGGGAUAGUCGGUAUACCCCUGGGUCUCGUCAUGUUCCAGAGUAUAGGAGAACGAUUAAAUAAAUUCUCAUCCGUCGUUAUAAGAAAAGUCAAGCAACUGCUAAAUUGCAGAGACGUACAGGCCUCGGAGAUAAAUUUAAUAUUCGUCGUGACAUUUUUAUCGAGUCUGACGAUAACAGGCGGUGCAGCAGCAUUUUCACGGUACGAGGGCUGGUCAUACUUUGACUCAGUCUACUACUGCUUCAUAACACUAACGACCAUUGGUUUUGGUGACAUGGUGGCACUCCAGAAGGACAAUGCACUCGAGACUAAACCCGAGUACGUUGUAUUUGCACUGAUAUUUAUUCUUUUUGGUUUGGCAAUCGUUGCCGCAUCGUUGAAUCUACUGGUGCUCAGAUUUGUCACCAUGAACACCGAGGAUGAGAGGAGAGACGAAGCCGAGGCACUUCAAGCGGCGCAGGGAGCAGUGAGACUCGAGGGUGACGUGAUAACUGCAAACGGCUCGAUAUUAUCAGGCCAGAUGGGCAAUCAGGGUGAUACGAUAUCGCUGUACGACGAUGCAUCGGUGUGUAGCUGCAGGUGCAGUGGUUUUUACAGAAAAAGAAGGAGACCACGUUUUACAGUACGUCGUUCACCCGGUAAAAUAUCACAUCUGCUGCCGAUGCAGCAGUUUUCGGCCUCUAGUUACAGGGAGGAUAUACGUCCACCACCCCUCACGCCACUUCUACAACUGCCGACUAUAUAUCAACACAGAGCCAGCAUCUGACGUCCACCAUCGGUCAAAACUCUUCCCAUACAUGCUCAUGAGUUUAUUCAGUACCAGGCGCGACGUGCCUCCGUGUAAAUUCCUUAUUACUCUCAUUUUCCAUUCAACUCUUGAGGAUAUUUGCCAGACAUCGUGAAUGUAUUCUACCAGUCGUUAAAUAAAUUGUUCAUCCAUCAAACGCAGGAUUCAUCACAAAUACAGUACAUAUGUGGAUAUAUAUUAAUUAUAUGCACAUAUUUUCGUGAAUUAUUUUUUAUU